Amphibalanus amphitrite is the source of this 1111-nucleotide messenger RNA. RefSeq names its product failed axon connections homolog. Gene Ontology annotation, cellular component: cytoplasm. Lineage: Eukaryota; Metazoa; Arthropoda; Thecostraca; Balanomorpha; Balanidae. The transcript has 2 exons. The record is from RefSeq and is a predicted model, not a curated record. Bases 85 to 981 code for a protein of 298 amino acids.
GUGUGCGGGUGCGGUGCGGAGCUCUCCCAAACGAUCGGUUCCGCUCCCAUCAGCCCGUCACCCGACCAGAGGCCCCAACGGACCAUGGCGUGUGUUGAGCGGGCCGGCGGCGGCGCCGUCUGGACCGAGCUGAGCCGCUGGGCCAGCACCACCGCCGGCCGACGGCUGGCCAAGACGCUGCUGACCGCCGCCCUGCUCGGCGUCGGACUCAAACUGUGGGCCAGACGCCGGCGUCACCAGCGUCGCCAGCGCUGGAGCCAGGCCGGCAAGGACGUGGUGGUGCUGCACCAGUUCGAGCGCGGCACCAACAUGCCCAACCUGUCGCCGUUCGCGCUCAAGCUGGAGACGUUCCUGCGCAUGGCCAAGAUCCAGUACGUGGUCGACACGGAGGAGCCGCAGGGCGUGCGCGGAAAGUGUCCCUGGAUCACCAUCAACGGGCAGGAGCUGUCCGACUCGGAGCUCAUCAUGGAGUACCUGACGAAGCACUUCAACGACCCCAUCCCCGAGCAGCUGACGCCGGCUCAGCAUGGACUAGGACGUGCUGUCCAGGUCAUGCUGGAUGAACACACGACUCUGGCAGUUGGAAGGAAACGACGAAUCUUAGAACAAAUGGGGAACUCCAUAGACUGUUUUCUCAAGGUGUACAGAUCAGAGUGCGUUUUUAAGAAGCUUUUCGUCUCACUCAUCAAGAAGAAGCUGUAUGUGCGUGGCAUGAGUGAGUACAGUGAAGAGGAGGCGCUCUUCUUCCUCUACCGGGAGCUGCGCGCGCUGGAGGACGUGAUGGGCGACAAGCCGUUCCUGCUGGCCGACGCGCCCAGCACGUACGACGCGGCCGUGUUCGCUGAGCUGACCCAGGUGCUGCUCGGCUGUGCCCCGGAGGCGGAGCGCUACGUGCGAGAGAAUCACGCCGUGCUGGUGGGGUACCACGAGAGGAUGAAGGCCAAGUACUGGCCCGACUGGCAGCAGUGCCGCGCCGACUAAGAGUCACCAGAACACUUUCACUCCGAAGAAAGGGAAAUACUACCAGUAAUAACUAGCCAGCUAUACUGUUAAAGAACCAUGGACCUAGAGAACUGAUAACUUUGGAUUGAUGUGUAUAAUAAUAGUGAGG